UCCCUCCGUCCUCUAAAUCCCAGUUAUGAUCCAGCUUCUGCUAAAAUCAUCCUUAACAACGGGCACUCCACCAGUGUGGAGUUUGAUGACACCGUCAACAAAUCAGGUUCAUUCCAACUGAUCGCUCAAAUCUCUAACCUGAAUUUAGCUGCAGGUUUGGUUAUAUGUUUUUCCCCUUUUUGCAACCUAUACUCAGACUUCUUAUGUCAAGUAAGAGCCAAUACGGAACAACUGAAAUAGAUCCCAAGUAAUCCCUUUUCUUCUCUGAAAAGUAUUAUUGCCCCAGUUUUUUCCACGGGUAUGUAACUUCCCUUUUUGCAAACAAUAAUUCUUAUUUAGAAGUUCUCUGGUUUAUCAUAGUCUUUGAAUUGUUAGUGCCUUCAUCUUUGAAACCUUCUCUUGGAUUUUGGGCAAGCCAGCAUGCCUCCCUUUGAAGCUGUAGGAGUGCAGAAUCUUCAAGCAAUAAAAUCAUUUUGUGGCUGUGUGAGGCUUAGCUGAGGAUCCAAGACCAUAUGAUGCUUUCACAAGAAUCAAAGCCUGAGCGACAUUAAUUUUUGAUGACCCAUUAGUCCCGAGGAUUUACUAGUGGCAAUAGGGAGAUACAUAGAUGGAGAUACCAUCAUGUUUUUGUUUCCUGAACAGUCUUAGUUUUAAACUUUCUGUCAAUAUUUGAUGUUGCAUGAAAGCCACCAGCUGACCAUCAGUGAUCGGUCUGACCUUGUGUCAGAUGCCACGGAACUUCCCAGAAUUAAUUCCUGCUUCGAGCCUAGUAGAUGCUGGUGAACUAAAGCACAUCUCUUAGAAAAAUAUACACUCUUGAUUUCAAAUUUUCCAGCGAUGGUGAACCUACCACAACCUUUGGUAAGUUGUUCUAAUUGCUAAUUACCCUCACUGUUUAAAAGAAAAACAGGUAAUGAAUGUGAAUACACCGAGAACCUCUUCCACUCUCUUAAAUCCAUCCAUGAAGUGACAUGAACACUGAACACAGUGUUUCUCUAGGCUUCCCCUGGUACCAAAGCAACAGUGGCGUGAUCCUCCUCACACUGCUUUCCUCAGGCCGUAUCUCCAAGGAUAUAGUUCAUAUCAUGGCAAAGCACUGACAGAUGUUGAUCAGAUAAUUAAUAGAUGGAAUCCCCAGUGUCCUUCGGUAGACUCCAUGUCUUCUGUGCAUGGACCAGAUUCUUCAAUCCACAACCAUAAACUGAGUAAUUCACUAUUUUCCCUGAUAUUUUUCACUGACAAACUUUAUCAGUGUUGUUUUUGUUUUCUUUCAGGUCAUUGUUCAAAAAAUACUGAAUUUUCUAGGGCCCAAAUUUGGCUUCUGGGGCACCUCUGUGAAGUAAGAACUCCUGCCAUGUGUUGGUUUCAUGAAAAAAAAUCAAAUUAAUUGGUACUAAAUACAUUAGCAUCUUCUAAUGCACUAUUAACUGACUCCCAUAUGAACUAUUUCCUCACUUUGGUCAGCAUUGGAACUGGUCUGUCAAGUCUAUAACUGUUUGUGUAAGUUUGUUUAUGCUUUUUGGUACCACAUUAGCUCCAUUCUUUGAAAUUGUUCUAUUGAUCUUCUUCCAGCAUUUUUCAAAAUUCGAGAUAACUGAUAUUUGCCUUAAAACUUUUGACUACCCUCUUCCUUAAUUACUGUUCUAAUGAAAGGAUUUUACCAUCACUGUGUGAUGUGGCACAAAUACAUCAACAGGCCAUUUCCCACAUUUUUCAGUAUAAGAAUUUCAUGCUGGUACAUUUCUACAUAAUACUUUUUUUCUCAGCCAGUUUGAACACCGAUCCUUAUACUUUUCUAGGAUCAUUUACAUCCAAGUUUACAGUCCUUAAAAGAAGGAAUUUAAAAGUGCCAGUGCCCCAUCUCCUCUGUUUGCUAAGUUUAUAGGCUGUGUAAAUCCAUGUUCUUGAGUUGAAGCUUUAAGGGAGUUAAAUAUUUUUUUCCUAGAAUAAACAGUCCCAGUUUCUUUUCAUUAUUCAAGCUACUUGUGUUAGGAAAUAGGCAACUUAAAAAUUCUUCUUUCAUCUUUAUUUGGUGUAUUUUAUUCCUAAGAAAGUUUGGGUUUUGGACUAAACCUAGAAGAGAGAAAAAAAUGCUGUUUUCAUCCCUACUGCUCUUAAUUUAAAAAACUUCUGGUUAAAUGUUCCCUUAUUUCCCCUUAAAAUUUCUAUAAUGAGACAGUAAACUAUUCCAGACUGAUUCCCAAACACUCAGAGGACAUAUGGAGCUGGGUGAGUGGAGUGAUUUGUUUUGCUGUGAAUAAGGAAUCUUUCUGAGUGUAAUUCACAUUCAAAGCUCUGUGAAGAGAUAUUUUGAUUCUAAGUCUGACAAGAAAAUUACCAGCACUUGCUAAGGCAAAAUAAUGAAAAGCCCACCCAUAUGCAAGCUAUUUUGAACAGAAUUAGAACAGAAGAGAAUAUAAAUAAAAAGAAUAGAAUAGAGUAGACUCUUUCAGUUGGAAGGGACCUGCAGCUAUCAUCUUGUCCAACUGCCUGAGCAGUUCAGGGCUAGCCAAAAGUUAAAGCAUAUUGUUAAGGGAAUUGUCCAAAUGUUUCUUAAACUCUGAUAAGCCUGAGGCUUUGACAACCUCUCUAGGAAGUUUGUUCCAAUGUUUGACCACCAUCAUGGUAAAGAAAUGCUUCCUAGAAUCCAAUUUACAUCUUUUAUGGGACAGCUUUGAGCCUUAUCCCUGAGUCCUGUCACUGGAUACUUGAGAGAAGAGACCAGAAGCUCCCACUCUGCUUCCCCUCCUCUGAAGUAGAGAGCAGUGAGGACACCCCUCAGCCUCCUUUUCUCCAAACUAGACAAACACAAAGUAUGUAGCUGCUCCUCAUAGGACAUGCUUUCCAGCCCUGGUUAAUUGUCAGUAAUAGUGCAGUUGUACAAUGCAUAUGUAGCAUUGGCUUAAUUUUAUUUAUGUUAAUAUAAGCUCCUUUUCCUCAGACUUCAAUCUGAUAUAGUUUCAAAUCUAGUUUCAAAUAAAGGAAAGAGCCCUGAAAAUAUAAGCAAUGACUAUUUUCCCCCAAAUUUCAAAGAGGAAAAUAAAUUCUCCUGACACCAUAUUUUUAUGAUCCUGUUCCUUAUUUAUAAAACCUCUAUUUUGAGCUUAAUUUCUUAGUGAUUCUUUUGAAUAUAAUCAAGAGAGAAAACUCUAGAGUGUUGUAAAAUAGAAGUAUUUUCCCGUUCUCUGAGAAAUAUUCAACAUUGACAAUAACAGCAUAUCAUUUAGUGGGCCAUAACCCACUAACCUGCCCCUAAAUGCAAUUUUCAUAGUCAUAUCCUCAACAGGUGAGGGUUUCUGUAGUACUUCCAAGAAAUGGGAAACCGUCUGAGACAACUUAUGAGCAGGAGCAGAGGAGUGUCCAAAGACUGAAGUCUGGUGUGAGGUUAGAGGAUGUGGGUAGAGUCUCCUGUUCUCUCAGUGAAGUCUUCUCCUCUGCUUGGGUUUCCAGUGCUGACUGGGGGGCCGCUCAGCGGGACCUACAGGCUGCGCCAGAUUCACUUCCACUGGGGAUCCAAUGACGAGGCCGGCUCUGAGCACACGGUGGACGGGAUGAAGUAUGCGGCAGAGCUUCAUGUGGUCCAUUGGAAUGCAGAAAAGUAUUCCAGUUUUGUUGAGGCAGCUUCUCAGUCAGAUGGACUAGCAGUCAUGGCUGUAUUUCUGAAGAUUGGUGAAUGCAACCCUCAGCUGAACAAGAUUACUGACCGCUUGGACACCAUCAGAAUUAAGUGUCCUGCUGGCAUUGAGGAAAGUCACAGCAAAGCUGUCACUGAGGGAAAAAAAGCACUAUUCACAAACUUUGAUCCCAGCUGUCUGCUUCCCAAGUCCCUGGACUACUGGACUUACUUUGGCUCUCUCACUGUUCCACCUCUUCUUGAGAGUGUCAUCUGGAUUGUUCUGAGAGAGCCCAUAAGUGUUUGUUCUGAACAGCUGGCCAAAUUCCGCAGCCUCCUGAGCACUGCUGAGGAUGAGGUUGCCUGCUGCUUGCUGAGAAACUUCCGGCCUCCCCAGCCUCUAAGGGGACGAGAAGUCAGAAGGAAUUAAAGGAGUAAAUCCAAAGUAGCCUCCCUCUGAAACCAAAGGCUGAAUUCAUUUUAAUACUUAAUAUACUUUGUGAUUUUAAUUUUUUUUCUUUUCUUUUCUUUUUUUGAUUUUUUUGUGAGUUGUUUUAACAAAUAGCUGUUGUUUUAUUAGUAGUUUACCAUGCAGUCAUUUCUCACAGGCAGGUAUAUCCGGAGAUGUCACAGGGUCAUUGAUGUUAACAGGUCUGACUGGGUUUGAGUGCAUUGGCUUGGAAGCAGUGAGCCAUCAGCAUUGCCUACACAGAGGUCACUGCUAAUCAUAAGGGUCAAACGUGGUGAAGGAGUUGCCCAGAUUUUGUCACCAAAUUACUGAACAGGAUCCCUGGUAUUAUUAACAGUAUAGGAUAUUCUGGGAUUAUUCUUCUGGUCUCUAACAUAAUAUUUAGCUUCUUUAUAAAUCUCACACUGCAGUUCUCAAGGAAAAAAUAUUUCAAGGAUGAUGUAAUUUCACUGCUGACUUUUGCAAUACCAUGCUUACUUUCCUACAAAAAGCAGUAAUGACUAGCAACAUUUAAGUAAAACAGAUGAUCCUGUUAUUCUGGCUGCUUCAUAGCAGUAAUCAUCUACUGAUUGAUAUUUUUUUUUUUUAAAGCAAAUAGUAAGAAUUUUGUAUAUUGCAAGAUCAUGUCAGGUAGAAUAGGUAUUCCUGAAUUUCACAACGUGACAAGAUGGAAUUGUCCUGAAACCUGAAAACUGCAAGUUGAAAGGGCAUAGAGGAAGCUGUUUCUUCCUAAAUCCAGUUUGUUGCAUUGGCUGAAAAAUAAGGGAUUAUUACACUAUAUCCAUGUAGUGUCAGACUUUGUGACUUAAAAUCAAGAGGCAGGGGUAGCUGUUGUUCCAGACUGUUGGACACUGCAGUGUGAACCAUGUGUUGCUUGCCUCUCAUCUCACUGUGGAGCACAGUACUACCCAGGUAUAGAAUGUCUCAAGGUGCUGGCUGAUGUUCUGCUCUCAUAGCUGAACUUCAGUGAUUACACUUAUAUUCCAAGACCAAAGAGAAUAGUCAGAGAGCCAAAGAUAUUGGAAUCAAGUCAACAUCUAAUAAAAAGCUGAGUCCUCAAUAGCAAUAUAUUGAAACUUCUGGCUUUAUGAGUUGACUUGAGCCUGUGUUUCUCUCAGGAGCUUUUUUAAUCUGAAUAUAAUUGGGGGUUUUACACAAAUAUUUUUAUUACUGAACAUUCCAUAGGAUGUAGCUUAGGAUAGAAUUAGAUUUACUCUCAGCUAAGCUCCGAGAUCUACAUAUUGAAACCCACUGAUACCUGAAAGAGGCAGCUAGAGGUUUUACUGGCAGCAACUAACACCAAUCACUGUAGUACUUCUGACAAAUUCAUCUUCCAUGACUGCUCUCCUUGAAUUCAUUUUUAAGUAGGUUUUAUAUGCUCUGCCUUUUACCUCAAUAGGUCAUUUGAACGUAGAUGAAAAAACCUGAGGGAAAUCACAAUCAGGAUUGACUUUAUAUGCUGUUUUAGAACAAUAAAUUAGACAGAGAUAUAUUUUAUCUUAGUUUAAGAUAUGUGGACUUUUUUGUUUUCUCCUCCCCAGAAUAUAGCUAUUAUAUCCUGCAAGGCCUACCAAUGCCUUUUGAGUAUUUUUUGAAGAAAAGAUCACAAACAGACCAUUGGAGAACUAAAAGGCAUUUAGCAGCACUAAAAAGAAAAAUGGGAGUGUGUUGUAUGUUUUCACUCCUUUUUUAGACUUAGGAUUUGAUGUCAUAUGUUUCCCUGUUAUGUGAGUAGCUACAGAAUGUGGAAAAAGAUGUUUACAAGUUGCAAGAAGGAUACAAAGGAUAUGUUUGUCUCAGAAGAGAAAGGAAUAAGGCUACUGCUACAUAUCGUAAACAGAAGUUUUACAUAUUUCUUACAUAUUGUAAACAGUGGAGUUGAUUCAAUGCUUUAUAUUUAUAAGGAUUUUAUCAAAAUAAAAUAUGGAUUUUA
This is a messenger RNA of Parus major (Great Tit), 6015 nucleotides long. Its product is annotated as carbonic anhydrase 13-like. The transcript has 7 exons. Gene Ontology annotation, cellular component: cytoplasm. The record is from RefSeq and is a predicted model, not a curated record. Gene Ontology annotation, molecular function: zinc ion binding; carbonate dehydratase activity. Bases 3393 to 4043 code for a protein of 216 amino acids. Lineage: Eukaryota; Metazoa; Chordata; Aves; Passeriformes; Paridae.